Molecule: messenger RNA, 2463 nt
Organism: Porites lobata
Lineage: Eukaryota; Metazoa; Cnidaria; Anthozoa; Scleractinia; Poritidae
Source: the annotation of a GenBank genome assembly
UUUACAGAUUUUAGUGUCGCUUGUGGCAAGGAACUGGUAUCCGGGAUCGAACACGUCGUUCGAAGAGCCUUACCAGCUUCGACUGGCGUGCCGACCGUGGUAUGGAUAGACAAUGGCGACACCGAUGGAUCCGUCGCAUGCGAGGCCGAGUCCGGAAGCGAAGUCAUCUACCUAGCCAAAGCUUCCUGUGUCACUUGGACGACCACUCUGUUGGCUUACGUACACGCGUUGUCGCACGUUUUGUGUAGAAUGAUAUGUAACUUUCUUUGCGCAGAGGACGAUUCUGGUCAGCAGGAGAAGGACCCACGCCAUGGUGUGGAUUGGAGACGAGCCGUGGACUGGAUCGAAGCCCAUCUUGUCGGUAAUGCAAAAUAUCUAGGUGGGGAACACGGUGCCUGUAUUCGCGCAUCGAUUAUGGAACUGAAAAAAAUGCCAACUCGUAUCGAGACGAUGUUGUCUGCACCCGCAUUUUUGAUGGAGGCUCAAGCCAAAUGUAAUCGCUACGAUCUGUUCCUCGUUCACACCGCGCAAAUUACCACCAUGGACAGACGCCAAGCGGUCAAUCGAGGCGAUGUGAGGUGGAGAUACCAGGAUGAGUUUGAGGCGGUCGACACCUCCAUGAAACCGAACGGCACCGUAGAGAAAGGAUCGCUCGUGGAGUUGGCACUAGAGCUGAAACGCGAUCACGAUCCUGACUGCAAAUGUAAUAGUCAUUACACGUAUUCUUUAUUGGAGGUCAAGUGUCUAGUCGAACGCCUUGUGAGAGAAAUCUUGCCGCUCAAACUGCCGGUAGUGCUCGAGGAUCCACCCAGGGUGAGAUGCAUCGUGUCAUCCAAGCCUACCAAGAGUUACGUGGACAAGAGAGACGUCUUCUGCGUGAACGUAAACCGUAUCGAGACUUUUGCAGAGGCCGUGCGUGUAGUGAUUCGUGAGUGGGCACGACGGUUUGUCGUCUCGAGGUUUGACGUACGUGCCGACGUAAUGUCCUCUGGUUGCUAUCGAAGGGCCGUUGCUGGUUUCGCUUCUCUGCUCAUCGAUUCAUUUCCCUGUGAUGGGCUAUUGAAUAAGUGGUUCGCCAGUGAGGAGUGCUUGCGCUUGGCGCUCGUACCAGCACCUCUUUGGAUCGACGGGAUGGUGCCAUUGAUGCGACUGAGUCGAGAGGGAGCAGCGAAAGUCUUGAUACAUCGGACAUUCGAUGAGGUAGUGGCGCAUGAUCUAGAUAAGUCUCGACAUGACAUUUUGUCUGCCAGAGAGGCUGCCAUGCAUUCCGACAUAGAGGAAACGAUGGACAUGGACGAAAUAACAGAUUACAUGUUGGCUAGAGCCACCAAGACCACCGAAUCCAUCGUGUCGAUGAUGCACACGUUUCGUUUAGAGAGCAAAUGUCUGGGCUUUGCCAUCGACUUUUUAGUAUCCGGAAAUGACACGGUGGCAAAAAUCAAACACGAUGCAAUCCUAAAGAUGACCCGCACGUGUAAAGCCUUUUACAACCCUUCUCUGUACGACGUCACUUUCGAUGGAAAUUACUUGUACGAUUCCGAGGUUGCUGCUGAUAUUAUCAAGACGUGUCGCACGAUCAAAGUGGAGCCAAUUUUAUUGAACAAGAAAGUGAUGAAAGGGUGGUCUUCCGCGGCUUACGAACCUGUGUUCGUUACGAGUAUGACAAGCGCCCGAGAACUGUUGGAAAAACUGAAUGUUCCAACGCCAGAAUCGGCCUGCCUCGUUGUUAAUCGAACGCACAAGGUCUCCGGAGAUCAGCCCUUCGAUGUCACGGGAGAAUUACGAGUGUUUUCGGCAGGCUAUGCUUUGAUUGUGGCCAUUCUCGAAGUCGAUAACUUAGUCAUCCGUGACAACAUUUUCGUGGACGAACAAGACCUCCACAAACCGUUGGAAGAGCACCUAAGUCGUUGGCGACUAACGUAUGGGAUAGCAGGCGAGGUGGACUGCGAGGGGACUGUACUGAACGCUACCGAUAGUCUAGAGGAGAGGUUCAAUCAAAACCUGUCCCUCCUCGACGACGAUGGCCCAUUGCGCAUCACCAACCGAGAAAGGAUGACUAAGAAUGACGUUACACUGCACAGGAUAGGGGUGAAGGAUUCCAAGGGAAAGCGAUUGGGGACCAUAAAAAUCAGAGGAUACCAAGCCAUUGGAGGGGGGAUCAAAGCAUUUUGCAAUUUUGUUAAGGUGUCACCGCACACUGUGCAAAUGAUGACGACUGAUGGGCGUACCGUCUCCAACAAUUCUCGAAUCUAUGAACUCUUUCUUGAUAACGAACCCUUGGAACUAGUUUUUACCCGUAGGGAACCACCGACACGAGAAAGCCGAAAACGACUGCGACCUACCAAAGUCGACCAUCAUGGAUCGACGAGAACACAUCGCGAAGGAAAAUUUGCUCACCCGAGACCAAGCGACGACGUCUUCUUCGUGUCUUCAGACUCUGAAGAGGAAGAAGAUGACGCCUAA